AUGUCCUUCAAAAAUAUUUCGCUGAGCAUUGUAUUGCUCGCUGCGAGCCUGAAACUCGCCAAUGCUCAAACUCCCUCCUAUCGCGGUGACCUGAUGAUUCAGCCUCGACGCAACAACGGCAAGUGUUUGACCGCCAACUCCAACUCCGACGGUGCCCCAGUUACCAUCCAAUCCUGCACCGGUGCCGAUGCACAGCGAUGGGUCUUCAAUGAUGGAAGUGUCAAAGUCUUCGGCAACAAAUGUUUGGAUGUGGUUGAUGGUGCCAAUGCAGACGGUACCAAGUUGCAGAUUUGGACGUGCUCAGACAACCAUAACGCCAACCAACAAUGGUACUAUUCUGGCGAUCGCCACCUUGCUUGGACUGAUCAUGGAAGAUGUGUGGAUUUGACCGACGGAAGUGUCGCCGACGGAAACAGGCCUCAACUCUGGUCUUGCGAUGGCGGUAACACCAACCAGUUCUGGAACGUCGGUUACUCAGCAAACAACCUUCCCCAGACUAGUCAGGACGGUCAAAGUGGUUACAACAACUGUGGCACUGGAAACAGUCAGGAUUCACUCUGCCAAACCGCCUGGCUCAACUCUGCCAGUGAUUUCUGUGUCUGGGCUCCUCCUAGCGUGGCCAGUAUUGGUGACUCUGAGCGUGUCGUUGUGGCAUAUUGCACUGCCUCAGGCCGCGGAACUCGCCUUAUUCCCGACGGAACUCUCAAGGGUGUUCACUUCGUGAAGACACCGGAAUAUAUCCAGGUCACUGGUGUUGGUGACUUUACUAAAAUUAACGUCCCCAAUGGUGAUGAAGGAGGAGAGCUCGAUCCUCACGGUGCGGAUGGCAAUGGUAACCCAGUCGGUGGACUCGUCUUUGGUAACACCUUUGGCCAAGCUCAGCAAUACCACGAAUGGACCUCCUUCAUCUCCUACAACGAGUUCUGUUUCCGUGCAUGUGUUGGUGCUGACUCUGCUACGCGUUGUCAACACAUCUACGACCUCAUGGGCUGCAGUUGGAACAUCCCUGGUAACUACAAUGCUGGCACCUUUGAGAACUGUGACGGUGACAUGACUGAGCCCAUGGGUGUUUAUGGUACUUCAACUUGGUACCAGGGUGUUGAGCCUACCCCUACCGGUCAUCCCGCUGCUCCCUCUUCUAACUGCCAAGCUCUCCCCACUGUUGCCGUUGGCAGCCCUGCUAGGAAACGGAGGGAUUCCGGCUUUGAAAAAGUCAAGAGGGCUUAG
Molecule: messenger RNA, 1227 nt
Organism: Marasmius oreades (fairy-ring Marasmius)
Lineage: Eukaryota; Fungi; Basidiomycota; Agaricomycetes; Agaricales; Marasmiaceae
Exons: 11
Coding region: 1-1227 (408 amino acids)
Source: RefSeq, a predicted model, not a curated record